Molecule: messenger RNA, 2633 nt
Organism: Daucus carota subsp. sativus
Lineage: Eukaryota; Viridiplantae; Streptophyta; Magnoliopsida; Apiales; Apiaceae
Product: probable protein phosphatase 2C 6
Exons: 5
Coding region: 582-2231 (549 amino acids)
Biological process (GO): peptidyl-threonine dephosphorylation
Cellular component (GO): nucleus
Molecular function (GO): cation binding; protein serine/threonine phosphatase activity
Source: RefSeq, a predicted model, not a curated record
UUCACUCUUUCUUGCUCUUCCAGUCUUCCUAACCAAGUCUAAAAUAUCUCUAAUUUUUACUUAUUUUUUUAAAAAAAUAAUUCGAGGAAAGGGUACCCUUUGAAGUGAUCACAAUAUCACAUACAUUGAGUUGUGUCUCACUUUUUACAUUCCUUUAAGCUACCCAUUUUCUUGAUUCUUUAAAAGAUUCAAUUUUUAUGGAUUUGAAGCUGUGAAGAGCUCAAUUGUUGAUGACCAAGAAGAUUAGUUGAUAGUGGUAUAGAUAAGGAACAGAGGAGUUUGACGUGUCCAAGUUUGGUUAAAAGUUUCCACAAAUGGAAGUAGGUAUCCAUCUUUGUUUACCAGAUCUGACUAGUCAUUUCCAUUUCGAGGAAUAGUAGAGAGAGUGGCAACAAACUUUGUUUACUUAUAGUUGCGUUGAGCUCGUUUUUUGUUGAAUAUGUUCUGUUCACAUCCACUGUCAUAUGUCGAGAUUGUUCUGGAUGAUAGUAGAAGGUGAUGAAUUAGUUGAAUAAUGACAGGCUGUUUAACUUUAGAGGGGCUGGAAGGUAACUUUUUCUACAAUCCGAAUAGUGAUAUUGAUGGAGGAAAUGGCCUCGGCCGCUGCUUUGCCAUUUAUGUUAGGUAAUUUAAUGUGUGAUAACACAACUACAAGAACCCAUAUGGAUAUUACUAAGCUCAAGUUGAUGACAGACAAUACAAGUUUAUUGGCUGACUCUGUAGCUAAAAGUCCUGAUGAGUUUAAUUCAGGUAAGAGUGAGGAUAUUAUUUGUGAUGAUUCUGAGAUGGACUCUAAUUGCGUCGGGGUGUCUGUGCCUAGAGAAAGUAGUGUCGGGCCUGCAGUGUCUGAUUUGAUGUCCGGAAAGGAAAAUGACUUGAUUUCUAAUAAUGCUAUAAUCCAGGAAAGCGAGGAAGAUGAUUUCUUAUCGGUGGAAGGCAAUCAGAUCCUAGAUAGCUCUUUUUCGUUUGCAGCAAUAAGUGAUUCUAGCAGCAUCGGGGCUGAUGAAAUAUUAGCUUUCGAAGCUCUGUCUGAUAUGGGAAGACCAAGUUCUAUAGCUGCGGAUAAAAAUGUCGGCAGUACUGAAAAUAUAACCAAGCCCACAGGUUUCAUAGAGUCUAACAUGACAGCAAACGUGAAAGAUUCACUUGCUGUCACUCUGAGCAUUGAGGAUAAUCUUGCAAAUGGGGCUGAUUAUAAACCAAUUGCAGUUGUCCAGUUACCCUCUGAGCAAGGAUCUGGUGGGCCUGGCGCACGCAGUGUUUUUGAGAUCGACUAUGUACCACUUUGGGGAUUCACAUCUUUAUGUGGACGGAGACCAGAAAUGGAGGAUGCACUUGCAACUGUACCCAGGUUUAUGAAAAUUCCUACUCAAAUGCUGAUUGGUGAUCGAGCACUUGAUGGAGUAACAAAAUGUUUAAGUCACUUGACUGCUCACUUUUUCGGAGUCUAUGAUGGUCACGGUGGCUCUCAGGUUGCAAACUACUGUCGAGAGCGAUUUCAUUCUGCUUUGGCCGAGGAAUUGGACCUUCUUAUGGCCAAACUGAAUGACGGGAGUACUAAUGAUGAUUGCCAAGAACAGUGGAGGAAAGCAUUUAGCAAUACUUUUCUCAAGGUUGAUGCUGAGAUUGGAGGAGAAGCUAAUGCUGCACCUAUUGCUCCAGAAACUGUUGGCUCUACUGCUGCUGUUGCUAUUGUUUGCUCCUCUCAUAUAAUUGUGGCAAAUUGUGGCGAUUCUAGAGUGGUCCUGUGCCGUGGAAAAGAACCCUUGGCAUUGUCAGUGGAUCAUAAACCAAAUCGCGAAGACGAAUAUGCGAGGAUUGAAGCAGCUGGAGGCAAAGUCAUACAGUGGAAUGGGCAUCGUGUUUUUGGUGUACUUGCAAUGUCAAGGUCCAUAGGUGAUCGGUAUUUAAAACCCUGGAUUAUUCCAGACCCUGAAGUGAUGUUUAUUCCUCGAAUGAGAGAAGAUGAAUGCCUCAUUCUCGCCAGUGAUGGUUUAUGGGAUGUCAUGACCAAUGAGGAGGUAUGUGAAAUGGCUCGAAAACGGAUUCUUCUCUGGCAUAAAAAAAAUGGUGCCACAGUACCGAUGGAGAGGGGUGAAAUAAUUGAUCCUGCUGCUGAAGCAGCAGCUGAGUGCCUCUCAAAUCGUGCUCUUCAAAAGGGAAGCAAGGACAACAUAACUGUGAUUGUGGUAGAUUUGAAAGCACAAAGAAAGUUUAAAAGCAAAUCAUAAGCACGGGGUCUUCAAUUUAUAGGUCUACAAUAUAAGAUUCUUGUAUGCUUAAAAUAUAGUUUUGGGCCCAUCCGUUUUUUUCACCUGGGCACUAGUGCAGCAUUCCAUGCAAGAGAUGAAUCAUCCUGCGGAGUCAUUUUAGGUUUAUCCAAGUAAAGCCAUUGUAAAUGUUAUUAGCCGUUUGAAGUUAAAAUAGAAUAGGAGCUUCCUUCACUUGCUUUGUAGUAGGAAUGACAUUAUUUCCGAUUCCUCCGAGUUAAAUGCUCUGUGAGGCAUUCUACAAUUGAUUAUUUUUGACAAUGUAGUAAUUGUAACAGGAAUUAACAAAUGUGGAAAAUAGUAUCUAUAUUAUCUAUUAGUGUUUGAUGCACGUGUACGUGCUUUCUUUCUGUCUUGUUAAAA